CCAGGGGUGUGCCUUUGAAUCUGAGGAACUUCAGAGUAAAAACCCCGGGGCGAGACGGUCCGGAAGCCUUCUCCACCUGCGCCGGUGAUGAAUAACCAGCUCCAUUAAUGAUUGGCGCCAGGACGAGUCGGCCUCCCGAAGCGCCCCGAGUUCCGGCGAGAUCGCGUCGCGAGAAGAUGGCGGCGGGCCGCUCCCGAGUGCGGGGGGCCUUGUGGCUGGCCGGCUUGGGGCUGUGCGCCAGCGGGGUGGUCCUGACGAUCGUGGUGCUCGCUCGAGCCUAUCACAGGGAACCUCCCGCGCGGGGGGGACGCGGGCUUUGGGCGCGCUCGGAGCAAGCGCGGCGCCUGCAGCCCACUUUCAGCCCCGAAGAACGGCAGGAGCUCAAGGAGCUGCUUCAAGGUGCCAUCAGACUACAGACUGUUUCCUUUGCACCAGAUGAUCAGAAUGUGACAGCCCUGGCAGAAUUUGAACCAUAUAUUCGCAAAGCCUUUCCUGCAGUUUUUUCUGCUGCAUUCAUUCAACAUGAAGUCAUUGGCGAAUAUAGCCACCUGUUCAGCAUCAAGGGGUCAAAUCCUCAGCUACAGCCCUACAUGUUGAUUGCACAUAUAGAUGUAGUCCCAGCUUCCCCAGAAGGGUGGGACGUCAAUGAUCCUUUCUCCGCUGAGGAGCGUGAUGGGUUUAUAUAUGGAAGAGGAACACUGGAUAACAAAAACUCUGUCAUGGGGAUUCUACAGGCUCUAGAAUUCUUAUUAAGACAAAAUUACAGGCCUCAGAGAUCUUUCUAUAUUGGCCUUGGACACGAUGAAGAGGUAGGUGGUAAAAAUGGAGCAAAGAAGAUUGUGGCUGAGCUGGAGUCUAGAGGAGUUCAACUUUCCUUCUUGCUUGAUGAAGGAAGCUUUAUAUACGAAGGAAUCAUCACUGGGAUAGAGAAACCAGUGGCUUUAAUAGGCAUUACAGAAAAGGGAGCAAUUACAACAAAUUUCACUGUGAAAUUGGCACCAGGCCAUUCUUCUGCACCACCUAAGAGGACAAGCAUUGGUAUUCUUUCUGAAGCAUUAGCCAAGUUAGAGCAAAAUCCUAUGCCCAAUCUGUUUGGUCAUGGGCCUGAAAUCAUUAUGUUUGAGCAGUUAGCACCAGAGUUCAGCUUCCCUCUCAAUAUAAUCAUGGCAAAUCUGUGGCUGUUUGGACCGCUUGUUGGCAGAUUUCUUGAGCGACAGCCUGCCACCAAUGCUCUUGUUCGGACCACCACUGCAAUCACCAUGUUUCAUGCAGGAGUCAAGUCAAAUGUUAUUCCACCAUCAGCAAAUGCAACUGUGAAUUUCCGCAUUCAUUCAGCUCAAACAGUUGACCAGGUCCUGGAAAUAAUAGAUGAAACAAUUGAUGAUAAGAGAGUGGAGAUAGAAACAGGGGAUGCCUUUGAUCCACUACCAAUUAGCCCCUGGGAUGACCAGACCUUUGGUGUGCAGGUUUUCCGCCAGGCCAUCCUGGAUGUUUUUCCAGAUGUUGGCAGCACAGCUCCAGGUAUUUGUGUUGGAAACACUGAUAGCAGACACUAUGGCAGUCUCACAGAUGCCAUUUACCGAUUUAAUCCAGUGAUCUUUGGUGCCAGUGAUUUACCAAGGUUCCAUGGGCUGAAUGAAAGAAUCUCCAUUGAAGGUUAUGAAAGACAAGUGAAAUUUCUCUUUGAACUCAUUCAAAAUAGUGAUUUCCACCAACCAAUAGAACCACAUAUCAAGCUUCAUGAGUUAUGAAACAAGAAAGCCGAAAGGUUUGAGGAUGUUGUUGCCAUCAGAAUUACACAGAGAAGCUGUGCUUCAUCUGACCCUCUGCUCCUGAACUGAGUUGAAGUGAUAGGCAUUCAUAUUUAUAGCCACAAAUGGUUGUGAAAUGUACUAAAAGGUAAAGCGAACUGGCUAAUUAAUUUGUGGUGUGAUAAAGGUAUUAUGCUGUAAUUUGUAGCUCAAAAACAUUUGAUCUCUACAUUUUUAGGAUUGAGCACAUAAGACAGUGCUAUAAAGUUUGCAUAAUACAAAUCAUUAAACUGUUCUCUUAAA
Pogona vitticeps (central bearded dragon) is the source of this 2054-nucleotide messenger RNA. RefSeq names its product peptidase M20 domain containing 1 (gene PM20D1). The record is from RefSeq and is a predicted model, not a curated record. Lineage: Eukaryota; Metazoa; Chordata; Lepidosauria; Squamata; Agamidae. Gene Ontology annotation, biological process: lipid metabolic process; amino acid metabolic process. Gene Ontology annotation, molecular function: hydrolase activity, acting on carbon-nitrogen (but not peptide) bonds, in linear amides; metallocarboxypeptidase activity.